UUACACGACAUCCACCGUGAAGCACACGCGGUAACGCAGGGCUGCGUAUAAAUAAGAGGCUUCGGCGGUGAAGUUGGCUCCACUGCUGCGGGGCCGCCCGGAGGGACGGAGCGGAGGUGGGGGAGCAGCUGUUUAAGAACGGCGGAGAUAACCUGGACUGUUACCAAGCAAAUCCAGCGCAUGGAUUUACUACCUCCACGGACAUCAGUGCGAAGUGACUCGUUUCAUUUUGGGACUUAUCGUCGAACAUAGCGCACGGAAACGUGUUUUUUUUCAUCGAUGGCUUUUGUUUGUCGGUGCCGGCUCGGUGAAGUGCCCGCUCAAAACUGGCCAGAGUGCCAACUGGGAUUACUCCCUCUGAGAAGGACUAUUAGUCUGGCGAAAACCUCAUCUUGAUUUGGUAUACCUUGACUGAGAAGGACCUCUAACCUUGGGUCCAUUGUGCAUCAAGCCCUUCGACCAAAAGCUGCCAUAUGUUUUGUCUGCAGCCUCUGAAGUUUGAGGAAUGUGUCUUGUCAGUGGAAGAUGUUAAAACUUGCCCCUUGUUCUAACUUGUCUGCCUCGGAGCACAGGAGUGAACAGAUGUCAAGAUUUUACAAUUGUUGGGGGAAAUUUCUGAUUAUGUCGUCAGCCUUUCCUGAAGCAUGGGCCUCAAUAGCCUUUGAAGCUAAGUGAUGUUGGCUGUGGGCCACUAUAAUUCGUCAGCAUCUUCCCACCUCUUGCCUUUCUCAAACAACAGUCAGGGAAAGGUGGAGGCUGAGGUGGCACUGAAGGGGCUUUCUCAGCAGAGGAAUCUCACCAUCGACCAGCCCAUCUCCAGUGGCCCCAUGGCAGCCAUCAUGUCCAUGACCCUAGGCAUCAUCUCCAACAUUGUGGCCCUCUUCAUCCUGGCCAAUGCCUACUCCCUCCAGCGCCGGCGCUCCAAAGCGACCUUCCUGCUCUUUGCCAGUUCACUGGUGGUCACCGACUUCACGGGCCAUGUGAUCCCCGGCGCUCUAGUUCUCCGGCUUUAUCUCUCUGGAGGGAUGCCCGCUGAGGGCUAUGACUCGGCUGAUGCCAUGUGUCAGUUCCUGGGUGGUAGCAUGGUGUUCUUUGGGCUGUGCCCACUCUUUCUGGGGUGUGCCAUGGCAGCUGAGCGCUGUCUGGGUGUCACCCAGCCUCUCCUGCACUCGUCCCUGGUCACCACCACCCGCACCAAGAUCUCACUCUCUGUCAUUUGGCUGGCGGCUCUUUGCGUGGCAAUGCUGCCUUGUUUUCAGCUCGGCUCCUAUACCUAUCAGUACCCGGGGACCUGGUGCUUCAUCAAAGUACUGGAGGACACCCAGGGGGGAGACGUGGCGUUCGUUGUGCUUUUCUCUGGACUGGGCCUUACUUCACUGGCAGUGGCUAUGCUGUGUAACACCAUCAGCGGUCUGACACUGGUGCUAGCCCGGAUCAGGAGGCAGCCCUGCUCCUACCAGUCAGCCAAGUCCCAUGACAUAGAGAUGGUGGUGCAACUGGUAGGCAUCAUGGUCACCUCCUGUAUUUGUUGGAGCCCUCUGCUGAUCUUUGGCCUCAUGUCAGUAAUGCACUCCUAUGGAGACGCCAUAGGAAACGAUCUGUCCACUUACCAAACCCUGAUGGUAAUGGGCGUCAGACUGGCCUCCUGGAACCAGAUCCUGGAUCCCUGGGUGUACAUACUGCUCCGCCGUGCCGUCCUCCGCAAGAUCUACCUCAUUACGAAGCAGCAAACCAUCCUGAAGGGCAGCAUGUUGCGCCGAUGGGAACCCUCCUUCAUUCAGAGCUCAGAAAAGAAUGCAGUCAGCCAAAUAUGAGCUGAAAGACUGAGACAGUGUGAUCAAUGCACAGGCCUGCUGGUGUGGUGCCAGGUUUAGAAGAGCUCAAGCUGUUGUGGCUCUCAUGGGGGCUAUGGGUCUUCAUCAUCUAUGCCUGAAUGUAUACCCUUCAAAAUAUUUAGUAUAAGACUUCUGGAAUGAGCCUUUGUUUUCCAUCUCACUACCCUGUCCCUUAAUGAUACUUUAAAUAGAUCCCUUUUCUUUCUUUUAUGUUCCUUCAAAGUUUACCAGUGAGUUUAUUUUCUGAUCCUUCAAAUAAAAGCUAUCUUAUGCUGUGAUUUUGCACAAAUCUUGUAAAUAUGUACUUUCUAUUAUGUGCUGACAGUAACUAACCAUUCCUUAUUUUUUAUGUAUUCAUUUGGACUAGCAGUUGUCCAUGUCAUGCUAAUCAUGAUAAUAGACAGAUAUUGGCAUUAUUAUUAUUUUAAUAUCGUAUGAUAUAAUUAUAUAUUACAUAUAUUAUGACAUUGGAGGGAAAUCAAGGUGUAAAGCUAGAGGUUGGUGCCUACUCAUAAUGUAUAGAAAUCACAUAACAUCCUGCUAUAAAUGUAUCUCAACUGGAAUGUUAGUGUUCCGUAUGUGUGGAAUCCACAUCCAUGUAAGUCCUUGUGUAAGUAGCCAAAGAGAAAGUGAGCAUUGUUAUGCUAAAUUAUGGAACGUAUGUUUUUCCCUUACAUUUUACAGUGAGGGAAAUUUAGACUGUAAUAUUAUAGUAGGUUAUACUUGAAGUGAUCCCUCAAUUUUUCUGAGGAUAUGUAAAAAAGCAAAAAGCUAUGAAUUGAUUGUAAAUAAAAUAAUUGAAUGUGACA
Molecule: messenger RNA, 2644 nt
Organism: Lampris incognitus (smalleye Pacific opah)
Lineage: Eukaryota; Metazoa; Chordata; Actinopteri; Lampriformes; Lampridae
Gene: ptger1a
Product: prostaglandin E receptor 1a (subtype EP1)
Exons: 4
Coding region: 675-1814 (379 amino acids)
Biological process (GO): adenylate cyclase-activating G protein-coupled receptor signaling pathway; inflammatory response; positive regulation of cytosolic calcium ion concentration
Cellular component (GO): plasma membrane
Molecular function (GO): thromboxane receptor activity; prostaglandin E receptor activity
Source: RefSeq, a predicted model, not a curated record